AGUUUACAUCUACCGGUAUCUUUCAGCGUUGGGGCAUCUACUUGUCUGUGACGGGCGCCGAUACCCAGGACUCGAUCGCGAUCACGUUGGACGGCAAGCCGUUGGAAUGGAAGACGCGGGGGACGAAGGACCGGUCGUUCUCCGAAUACAGGAGUGCCUCGGGGGGGUUCUCGGCGGGCGACCACGUACUAGAAGUCACGGGCUACGGAUCGUUUGCUGGCCCCAUUGCUAAGCAACUGUGCAGCGUCGAAGUGUACGAGUACGGCAACGAGGACGAGUUCAAAAUGGACGACCCAGAGUACAUUGGAGCGUACCCGACGUGGGACGGCUCCAGUCACAAGACGUUCCGCCCUGACAACGAAAAGUGUUUGAUGCGCAACAUGACCUCGCCCCAGUUUUGCAACGUGUGCCAGGAAAACAUGUGGCAGCAGUUUUUGAGUCGCGUGACGUUUGUCGACGACAUUGUCGUAAACGGCAAGGACGUAGCGUUGAAGCUCAUUCCGCUGGGCCAACUUCGUCCGGUUGAGAUUCCGAACGAACGAUACUCCACCCAGUGGUUCAACAACGGCCAAGAAGUCACGACUUUCAAAGACAAGUUCACCGUAGACGUGUCGGCCGUGGCUGGUGCCUCCAAAGACUGGACGGUCAAAGUCACACUGUUCACCCCCAUGGUGCGCAAGGACUCGAAGAAAGUCAUGUCCGUCGAGCGCAACUUCACCGUGGACGCGACGUUUACACCGGCCCCUACAUCCACCACCACACCUGUCCCCACAACUACGGCUGCCACUGUCACCCCUACUACGACUACCAAGGCUCCAUCCCCUACUACAGUCCCUGUGACUACCACCCCCUCCCCUACAACGACGGCUGCCACCACCACCGCCAAACCCCCGUCGCCCGCCCCGACGACGGCAACGCUGACGCCGACCACGUCAAAGCCCCAAUGUUAG
This is a messenger RNA of Aphanomyces astaci, 950 nucleotides long. RefSeq lists its product as hypothetical. The annotation marks the transcript as partial. Gene Ontology annotation, molecular function: metallopeptidase activity. The transcript has a single exon. The record is from RefSeq and is a predicted model, not a curated record. Lineage: Eukaryota; Oomycota; Saprolegniomycetes; Saprolegniales; Verrucalvaceae.